AUGAACAAAACCAUCGUUAUCACCGGCGGCGCAAUCGGAUUGGGCCGGGAACUCACGCGGCUUUACUGCGAAAGGGGGCAUCACGUCGUGAUUUGUGGCCGUACGCGAUCGGCAUUGGAAGAGGUCAGGUCUGCCCAUCAGAACGUGACUGCCGUUUGCGCGGAUCUCGCGGCACCGGAAGGCAGACGGCACUUUCUGGAGGAGAUCCAUGCUCUAGAAAUCGAAGUCGAUCUGCUGAUCCACAAUGCGGCGCUUCAAUUCACGUAUGACUUCGUGAAGGGCUGCGUGCCGGUUGAAAGGAUUGAAACCGAGCUUCUGGUCAAUCUCCUGUCGCCCAUGGAAUUGACGACGGACCUGCUCCCCUUGUUGAAAACAUCAGGGGACGCCCGUGUCGUCUUCAUCUCAUCAGCCCUUGCCCGCGUUCCCAAGCGGUCCGCACCGGUUUAUUGUGCCAGCAAGGCUGGAUUGUCGGUUUUUGCCAGGGCGCUGCGGUAUCAGCUCGAAGACACCGGGAUUCGCGUCUCGGACGUUGUUCCGGAUCUGAUUGUGACCCGGAUGGCACGUGGCCGCGGAGACAAGGCGCUUUCAGCGCUUGAAGCUGCCGGGAAAAUAAUAGCGGGCCUGGACAAGGGCAAGGAUGAAAUUCGACUGGGCCGCGUGCCGAUAUUGUACCUGUUGCACAGGUUUGUGCCAGGCCUUGCCUACAAGGUGUUGAAGGCUGCAUAA
Molecule: messenger RNA, 726 nt
Organism: Effrenium voratum
Lineage: Eukaryota; Dinophyceae; Suessiales; Symbiodiniaceae
Source: the annotation of a GenBank genome assembly